AUGUCAAAUGUACAAUUGCAGAUUAGAAUGCUGAUUUGCAGAUGUAUCAUAUCUCUUUUUGGAAUGUCAUUCAGGGCCCUGAAAUCUGCUGGUCAAAUUUGGCUGUUGUCAAACUUUGACUCACAAGAGGACAUAGCAUACCCAAAUGACCCCCGAGUUCCCAUCAAGGUUGAUGAUGACCUGAAAUUGUUAUUCCGGGGAAUUGAACUACCACGCGAUAUGAUUGACAUUGAGAAAGAUCUUCAGAAAAACGGAAUGAAGCCUGCCACAAACACUGCAAAGAGGAGGGCCAUGGCUCAGGUUCAUGGCAUUGGCUCAAAGCCCAAGCUGAAGAAGAAGAAGCAUGAAAUCAGCAAGAGGACUAAGCUGACUAAUGCUCACCUUCCAGAGCUAUUUAAGAACCUUAAUGUUCCCAGUUCUUGA
Molecule: messenger RNA, 423 nt
Organism: Camellia sinensis
Lineage: Eukaryota; Viridiplantae; Streptophyta; Magnoliopsida; Ericales; Theaceae
Source: RefSeq, a predicted model, not a curated record